AUGUUUUAUAUUUAUACACGUUUUCUUCACUUUCACAUGCAAAGCAGAUACAGCGACAUGUCAAGGUUUCGAUCAUUGUUGCAAGCCUCUGUAAAUGCAACAAAGAAGGGUAUAUUCACUUGCUACUUUUAUGAUGGCUCGUACUCUAUUAAUUUCCUGUUCGGAGUGCUAUUUUGUGACAUAUCUUCACCACUCUUCUAUCUGCUAGCUCUUACGUGGAACGUUGAAGAAUGGGUACCACCUGCAGAGAAGACUAUAUUUAAGUUCAAUUCGAAAGAAGACUUGAAGAAAUGGCAUCUCUAUUCUGAUUCUGAAUAUGGAGGUUUAUCUUCGGCUUCCUUGGAGAUCCCAGAUGGAGGAAAUGGUUCUGGUGGCACUGGAAUAUUCUCGGGGAACCUUUCCGUAGACAUUAGUGAGGGAUCAAAGUGGAAGAUGAGUCGGAGUGGCUUCUGUGGAAUGCGCUCAAAGAAGUUUGAUGGCUUCAUUGAUCUCGACGGGUAUGAUGCAAUAGCCCUGAGACUCAGAGGAGAUGGAAGGUGUUAUAUCUCCACCAUCUAUACCGAAAACUGGGUGAACUCACCGGGACAAGCAGAAGAUAACUCGUGGCAAGCUUUUGUUUUUGCUCCGAAGGACAGUUGGUACACCGCUAAGGCAAGUCUUACCUCUAUAGAUAUCCCUCUAGCUCGAUACUUGCCGACAUGGAAAGGAAAUGUAAUCGAUGUGGAGAUGGAGAUGAAUCAAGGGCGUGUUCUAGGUAUGUCACUAUCGGUAAACGCAGAAGGUGGUGCGGUUGGAGCUAAAUCAGGAGCAGGUGAUUUCCGAGUUGAAAUUGACUCUAUCAAAGCCUUGAGAUCGCCAUGA
This is a messenger RNA of Thlaspi arvense, 861 nucleotides long. The record is from the annotation of a GenBank genome assembly. NCBI's taxonomy places the organism in Eukaryota, Viridiplantae, Streptophyta, Magnoliopsida, Brassicales, Brassicaceae.